Messenger RNA from Verruconis gallopava, 1065 nucleotides. RefSeq lists its product as uncharacterized. NCBI's taxonomy places the organism in Eukaryota, Fungi, Ascomycota, Dothideomycetes, Venturiales, Sympoventuriaceae. The coding region runs from base 101 to 655 and encodes 184 amino acids. The record is from RefSeq and is a predicted model, not a curated record. The transcript has a single exon.
CCGUGAUUGAUUCCUGGAUCGGUCCGAGCUUGGACCAAGACUCCACAGGCAAAGACAACUUCAACAUUGUAAAGCUACCGUAUUUGGGCUUGAAUAGCGCAUGACGAACGCCCUUUCAAUUCCACACACGGAUCGCGACCAGGUUUAUCAAUUGGCUUUCAUCAUGUUCGCAGGUUCGCGCCGCCUUCUUUCGACGAAGCCAGUCCAGGUCUGCCGUCGGUGCUUGUCCUCAAAAGCUCAGCAAGCGGUCCUUCAACCCAUUGCCUCGCACAAGAGGCCCAUUGCAUCGUUCGUGUCGGCAGCGCCGCGAACCGCAACGUUGCGCUGCUCAUUCUUCACGAGUACGACCUUGCGAGCCUCGGCUCCGACUGCUGCUGAAGCCAUGGAGCGCAUAGAACAGCUGUACGAGAACGCGAGCGAGGAGUUCCAGAUUGCGGCUGAGGAGACGGAGGGCAACACGGUUUACGCCGCCGACGACCGAGCGGCAGCCAAGGCGGAGGUGGACAAGCUGGAGGAGUUCUACAAGUCCGUCGUCGAGGGGACCGGAUACGACGCCAGCGUGAGGGAGGAGGUUAAGCGACGUGCGGGCCAGAGGGUCAGAGAGCUGGUGAAUGCUAUGACAGCGCUUGAGGAGAAGGCGAUGGAGCACGACUAAGUCUUCCUGUCCACGGACGCGCUUUUGGCUCGGAUCACGAACGGCGCGUGUUGCUGUCAUGAGCCGAGACUAGUGGCUAGUGGAACUCGAGCCUGAAAAGAAAGAUGGACAAAGCGAGCUGAUUUGCCCUUCGCCCCCAAAUAUGAACAGAGAACCACGUCCCGUUCCAGCCCGUGGCGGCCUUGAUGCGUGCGCCGUCGUGCGUGCAGCAUACGCAAGCUUUCACAUCUGGGCUCUUGCGCGGACACCGUCCUUACUUCCUCAAAAUACACGAAAUCUCCGCCCACUAGAUCGCAUUGUGGCGCUGCAGCGUACCGAGUGGCGGCAAAGCUGCCUUUUCUUGAGGGCCUUGUAUUAUAGAAUUGUAGAAACCACGAGUCCAUAACGCAAACAUUUUGCCAAAGAUUGAC